Molecule: messenger RNA, 426 nt
Organism: Dujonia railenensis
Lineage: Eukaryota; Fungi; Ascomycota; Pichiomycetes; Serinales; Debaryomycetaceae
Source: the annotation of a GenBank genome assembly
AUGGGGUCCGUUUUUCUCCCUCAUCUACACACUGGAUGGCAUGUAGAUCAAGCUAUACUCUCUGAAGAUGAGAGAUUGGUGAUAGUGCGAUUUGGUAGAGUGUACGAAAGAGAGUGCAUGAUCAUGGAUGAGUUUCUAUUUGGAAUUGCCGAGAAGAUAAAAAAUUUUGCUACAGUGUACUUGUGUGACAUCGACGAAGUUCCCGAUUUCAAUUCCAUGUAUGAGCUAUACGACCCGUGUACGGUAAUGUUCUUCUACCGAAAUAAACACAUGAUGUGUGAUUUUGGAACUGGUAACAACAACAAGCUAAACUUUCUAGUGGGAGAUAAGCAGGAGUUGAUAGACAUAAUCGAGACGAUAUAUAGAGGUGCUCGAAAAGGAAAAGGUUUGGUGAUUAGUCCAAUCGAUUAUUCUGCAAAACAUUAA